This is a messenger RNA of Colletotrichum karsti, 1488 nucleotides long. Its product is annotated as major facilitator superfamily transporter. The transcript is spliced from 5 exons. Gene Ontology annotation, biological process: dipeptide transport; tripeptide transport; allantoate transport. Gene Ontology annotation, molecular function: dipeptide transmembrane transporter activity; allantoate transmembrane transporter activity. Bases 1 to 1488 code for a protein of 495 amino acids. The record is from RefSeq and is a predicted model, not a curated record. Gene Ontology annotation, cellular component: plasma membrane. Lineage: Eukaryota; Fungi; Ascomycota; Sordariomycetes; Glomerellales; Glomerellaceae.
AUGUCGGAAAAGUCGGAAAAACCACCCAUCGAUGAUGCCGGUCUGGCAGACCAGACACUCAAGGACAUUGGCGAAGGCUUCAUCUCAAGUCAAGGCCUUAGCCCGGAAGAAGACAAGAGGAUACUUCGCAAGAUCGACAUGUGUCUCCUGCCUGUCAUGGCCAUGUCCUACCUGUUCCAGUUCCUCGACAAGUCUGCGCUCAGUUACACCGCCAUCAUGGGUCUGCGGGACGAUAUGGGUCUUUCUGGAUCGGAGUACUCGUGGGCUAGUAGUAUCUACUACUUUGGGUAUCUCGUUGCCUCAUACCCUGCUGGCGUUGCGAUGGUCACACUCCCAGUGGGCAAGAUGAUCGCCACUUCAGUUCUUGUCUGGGGUAUCAUCCUCAUGCUCACUGCCGUUUGCUUCAACGGCGCCGGCCUCCUCGCGAACCGUAUCAUGUUGGGAGUAGCAGAAGCCGCGAUUGCGCCAGGCCUCAGCAUCGUCGUCUCCAUGUGGUACAAGCGUUCUGAGCAACCACUCCGACACGGUGCCUGGUUCCUCGGCAACACAAUCGCCGGCAUCUUUGGUGGCAUCGUCGCCUAUGCCAUUGGGCACAUUGAGAGCAUUGCGCCAUGGAAGGCUGUGUUCCUCAUCUUCGGCGGUAUAACCACCGCCUGGUCCUUCGCCAUCUUCUUCCUCCUUCCGGACACCCCGAUGAAGGCGCGCUUCCUCAGCGAAGCCGACCGCGUCAAGGCCAUCGAGCGCGUCGAGGAGAACAUGACCGGAAUCAAGAGCGACACGUUCAAGUGGAACCAGUGCUUCGAGGCCCUCACCGACAUCAAGGCGUGGCUUCUUUUUACAAUCCAAAUCAGUGCGCAGAUCGCCAACGGCGGCGUUCACGGGUUCGGCUCCAUCGUGAUCAAGGGCAUGGGCUUCAGCACGCUCAACACGCUGCUGGUGCAGAUGCUGGGCUCGGUGUUCCAGCUGGUGUUCGUCCUGAUGGCCACGGGUGGCAGCACGUACUUCAAGAACAGCCGGACAUAUUGGAUGGCGUGGAACCUCGCGGUGUCGAUUGCUGGCGCGGCCAUGGUGAGGCAGAUCACGCCUGAGUUGAAGUGGGCGAGGUUCAUGGGGUACUGUUUGACGAUUGCUUACAGCGCCAACUUCCCCAUGAUUCUGUCGAUGUCUUCCGGAAACUUUGGUGGUUUCACCAAGAAGACGACCGUCAAUGCUAUGAUCUUCAUCGCGUAUUGCGCUGGCAACAUCAUCGGACCGCAGCUUUUCUUCGAGUGGGAAGCUCCUUCGUACAGGAGCGGCUUCCUGGCCAUGCUGAUCUGCUAUGGAAUUGGUGUCAUUAUGUGCUUUGUGCUUCGUUAUUAUCUCAUCUGGGAGAACAAGCGCCGGGAUAGCAUUGGAGAGGUUCUAGACACCGCCGUGGGAGAUCAUGUGCCCCUGAACCUGCUGGAUAAGACCGACAAGGAGAUUCCUCAGUUCAGAUACGUUUACUAA